AUGGUUCAAAAUCGAGAGUUCAUUGCUCUUGAGGAGCGGGUGAAUCGGUUGGAAAGCUUGUUGGGGACGCCUCCUGAAACUUCCGCACGGGUUGCUGUCUUUGAGCGGAUGCGAGAAGCGGAGAUCGUGCUUGACACCAUUCAAGCAUCGGUUGUGGAUGUGCGGAAGUCUAUGCAGGAUCUACCCGGAUUUGUGGAAAGCCGAAUUGUCUCUUGCGAGGAAGACGUGAACAAUCAGGUGGAGGAGUUGUCCAUGAAAGUGGAACGCCUCCUUGAUGAGAUGCAUGUGAUGAAGCAAGCGAUGCGUUCUACAUCAAAGGUUCGGAUCCCUGACCCGAAAUCGUUCGAAGGAACUCGAAGUUCCAAGGAGUUAGAGAACUUCCUUUGGGAUAUGGAGUCGUAUUUUCAAGCGGCUCAUGUUGCUGAUGAGGAGAAAGUUUCGAUCACCACUAUGUACUUGUCGGGUGAUGCAAAAUUGUGGUGGCGCUCCCGACAGUCCGGGGAGAACCAUGCCCAGAAUCGGAUUGAAAUGGAUGCGUUGAGGAAACUCAAGCAUAGUGGAUCCGUUCGUGAGUAUGUCAAGGAGUUCAGUUCCUUGAUGUUGGAUAUACGUGAGAUGUCCGAGGAAGAUAAGCUAUUCAACUUCUUAGCGAGAUUGCAAACUUGGGCCCAAACUGAAUUGAGGAGGCAAGGGGUCAAAGAUUUGUCGUCCGCCAUUGCUGCUGUUGAUAGUCUCGUUGAUUACAAGACUAUGGGUUCCACUGAGUCCGGUCAGAAAAAGAAAGAGACGGGCAAAGGGAAGGAGAAGAAAAAGAAAGGCAAAGAUGGUUGGAAAAAGAAGAAAGCCAACAAUGGCAAUGCCGGUGGUUCUAAGGACUCGUCCCAACAGAAUGGUGGUGAGAAGAGGCGUGGAUGUUUCAUAUGCAAUGGCGACCACUGUAUGCGGGAUUGUCCAAAGAAAGUCAAGUUGAAUGCGCUUGUGGCGGAAAGCGAUAAAGAGAGUGAUGUUGGUGCUCCUCGGAUGAAUCCAUUGCAAUUGCUAUCUACAAUUCAAGGGGAUGCUAAGUCCGACUACGGAUUAAUCCGAAUCAAAGCCGUGAAUACGGAGGCGAAGCCUGUUCUAGGCGUGGGAGAUGUUGAUCUUCAGAUCGAUGCUUGGAAGGGAUCGUGCUCGUUGAUGGCGGUUCCUUUAGAUGACUUCGAGAUCAUACUUGGGAUGGAAUUCUUGAAGAUGGCGAAAGUUCCUGUGAUGGCCCAUGUGGGUGGGAUCAUGAUCCUUGAUGAACGCUGUCCAACGUUCGUUAAGGGUGAGUUUUUGGCUGAGAGGAAAUCCUACGGGUUGAUUUCAGCCCUUCAAUUGAAGAAAGGUUUGAAGCAGGGUGUGCCUACUUAUCUUGCUGCGAUGGUUGAAAUCAAACCCGGCGUGUCCCAAGAAGUCCCUGAUGCUGUAGCAGAAUUGUUGGAUGAGUUCAAAGAUGUGAUGCCUGAGGAAUUGCCCAAGGAAUUGUCGCCAAGGCGUGCAACGGAUCAUCGGAUUGAGUUGGAGCCGGGUGCGAGACCUCCUGCACAAGCCCCCUACUGCAUGUCGCCUUCCGAGUUAGCGGAGCUAAGGAAGCAGCUUGAUGAGUUGUUGCUUGCAGGUCUCGUGCAGCCGUCUAAGGCCCCCUACGGGUCGCCGGUGUUAUUCCAAAGGAAGCAAGAUGGAUCAUUGCGAUUCUGCAUAGAUUAUCGGGCUUUGAAUAAGGUUACUAUAAAAAAUAAGUACCCUAUUCCAAAUGCCUUUGAUCUAUUUGACAAGCUGUCGAGGGCAAGUUUGUACACCAAAAUCGACUUACAGUUCGGAUAUUGGCAAGUCAGAAUUGCGCCGGGUGAUGAAGCUAAGACCACUUGUGUGACGAGGUAUGGCUCAUUUGAGUUCUUGGUGAUGCCGUUUGGUUUUACUAAUGCCCCUGCUACAUUCUGCAAUCUCAUGAAUGACGUGCUUUAUGAGUUUUUGGAUCGAUUUGUGGUGGUAUAUCUUGAUGAUAUUGUGAUAUAUUCGGAUUCAUUGAAUGAGCAUUUGUUGCAUAUGCGGGUAGUAUUCUUGAAAUUGCUUGAGAAUAAGUUAUAUGCAAAGAAGGAGAAAUGUGAGUUUUGCAGAAACUCAAUUACUUUCCUUGGCUAUGUCAUCGGCCAAUGGCAGAUCAAGAUGGAUCGAAAGAAGGUGCAGGCUGUGCUAGAUUGGCCCGUGCCGUCCAAAGUUGCUGAGAUGAGAUCCUUCCUUGGCUUGGCAAACUAUUAUAGGCGGUUCAUUGAGGGGUAUUCAAAAAUUGCCAACCCCUUAACGGACUUGCUCAAGAAGGAUGUUGUGUGGAAGUGGACCGAGGCAUGUCAAUGUGCGUUCGAUGAGUUGAAGCACAAGUUGUCCACGGAGCCCGUUCUAAGGCUGCCCAUAUUUGAUGAGCCUUUUGAAGUACAGGUUGAUGCCUCGGACCGUGCCAUUAGAGGCGUGCUAGUUCAGAAUAAGCACCCUCUUGCCUAUGAAAGCCGGAAACUGAAAGAUUGUGAGUAUCGUUAUAGUACUCACGAGAAGGAGAUGACUGCCGUGAUUCAUUGUUUGGAGGUGUGGAAACAUUAUCUGUUGGGUACCAAGUUCACAGUGGUGACGGAUAAUGUUGCCAACACUUAUUUCAAAACCCAGAAAAGCUCUCACCAAAGCAAGCACGUUGGCAAGAGUACUUGGGGAAGUUUGAUUUCGAUUGGGUCGUCUGAAUCUAACAAAGACAACGCGGGGCCGGACCCAGUGGAAAAAUCAGAUUGGAGACAGGUUGGGCAUCAUAAGCAGAAGGAAGGGGGCACUCACGCCCCUAAUGAUAAGGAUGCUCGUGUUUCUCUUCCGCAGAGGGACACCCAUUCAAAUCCUUUUGCAGUUUUGGAUGAUUUGAAUAUUGCUGAUUCUCUGGUAAAUGACCCGAAUAUUGUUCCAGAGCGACAUGACACGCAGCCUUUGCCGAAGGGGCCGUUUGAGGAUCAUGCUCACCCCUCGGAGUCCCUUUCACCUAGGCAACCAUCUCCCUCUUCUGCGGUGAUUCUCCAUCAGGUCCUCCCCGAGGCCCAACCUGGGUCUUCUCCUGAUCAGCAUGAGCCCUCGGAUGGGACGCUUCCGGCGGUUGAUCUAGCUUUGACGGGCCAGCCAGGAACGGCGAUGAUGGAGGAUUCUCCCAUACCUCGCGGCCGUGGCCGUCCAAAGGGUACUACCAAGAAGGGGAGAGUUUCCAAUUCCUCUAUAAAGCACCGGCUCCGGCGUAUAAUCAAGAAUGGUAUGGAGAUGAGUAAGAGUCGUGCGGAUGGCGCCGUUUUGCAGGGCGCAGGAGCAGUUAUUGUCUCUUCGCCGCCGGUGGAGUUCUUGAAUAAAGUACAGCAUGCUCAGGAUGGAGGUGCGACGCUGCAAAACUUUGUGAUUCAUUCUUCUUCCGACGUUGCUCGAGCUAUGUCGGCGGUGGUUUCUAAAAGAUGGGGAGAUAUGUUGGACGACGACGACUCUUUGGAUGAGGACGAAUCUCUAAAUAUUUUCUCAUAG
Messenger RNA from Salvia miltiorrhiza (redroot sage), 3558 nucleotides. RefSeq lists its product as uncharacterized. The transcript has 4 exons. Bases 1 to 3558 code for a protein of 1185 amino acids. The record is from RefSeq and is a predicted model, not a curated record. Lineage: Eukaryota; Viridiplantae; Streptophyta; Magnoliopsida; Lamiales; Lamiaceae.